CAUUACCACUCGGAUGUAUCAUACCGAUUUGCAUUGGUUUGCAGUCGUUUUAGCUGUUGCUCACGUUUUAGUUUAUUCUUUGUGAAUGUGAAGUAAAUUUUACAAUCAUUUUCUAGAAGUAAACUCAACUUCCAGUCAGUCCUCAGUAGAUAUGGAUGACGAGGAUGACCCCAUCGUAGAAGAGGUUCCAGUCUACCUAUCGAAAACGCUUUCGGAAAACCUAUACCUGUUGCAGUAUCCGGUAAAAGCUUCGAAUUCUACGUUCGACGAUGGCCAGGUUGUUAACAGUUGCGUUAAGCCAAUAAAUCAGCAGAUAAAGGUGGAUUAUGCUUUGAACACAGCUUCAAAAAACUAUGACUCGUUCAAAGGGGAACAGUUUGCUAUUGCCGCUGACGGUAAAGACAAGCUCCAGAAGCCAACGUUUCGCAGUGGCACAAUGGACAAACAGUCCUUUCUCAGUUCGAAACCAAUCGAUGAUGUGAAUCGAUAUAUGAUCUGUGUACUGCAGGAUCGGGAAAUCCAUGCUACUCCACUUAAGGGUAUCGUUUCAAUGCGUCAAACAUUUUCUUACUUUGACAAGCAGGAUAAGCGUACAAAGGCUGAGCAAAAAGCCGAAGUCGAUGCAGAUGCCGACGAAGAAGAAGCCAAGCAGGUUACGGUGAAAUUUGCUCGACAAGAAAACGAAAAGGUGCGAAAAGCUAGGGAAAAAUCUUUCAAUUAUCUAUCUAAGAUGGAAUCGGAUGAACCGUGGUGUGAAACUUUGUGGCAUGGAAAGAAUUCCACUGCCGCAGAACUGGAAAGGCAAAGAUUAUACUGUAGUGACUCUUUGCGGGACGGAGCAGAUAGUGCUCUAAACGUCGAUUCCAAGGAGUAUCUGGAUAUGUUGAUAAGUAAAGAGAAAACUGAUAGGAAUAUUGAUUCUAUGCUGCCAAGUCGAGUUGUUUGCAUGCACAAACUGCAGCAAAUGACACUCGUUGAUCAGAUUAAGGUUAUUCUUAGAGAUGCCAAGGUACUAACGUUCCAACAAAUAAUGGAUCUCCUUCCGGAUCGGACACUUGCGGUUGACAAAGUUCUUCGUACACUCCCGAUGGCUGGUGUAUUGAUCCGUGGCAACUGGGUUGUUCAAUCUGAGAGUAUCUACCCCGACGGAAGUGUUUCCAGUACUAACGGCGUUCCAGCGGAACAGAUGUGCAAAGCACGUGAUUAUAUUCUGUACCGUUUCACUCAAUGUGACAAACUGGAAAGGCAUCAGUUGGCGAUGAUAACACAACUGCCAUCAGAGGAAAUUCGUGAGAUACUCGAUUCGGUUGCAAAGAUUAACAGUGACCGGAGUUGGAGCUUGCUGUUGCCACCGAAUGAGGAGUUUUCAGUAAACGAGCAAGAGAUCAGUGAUAGACAGACCGCUUUUUGGACCGCUCGUGCAGAUAAAUUCAACGAGAUGGAGAAAAGUACGAAGCGAGUACGGAAACGGUCGUCGCGGUCUGACAGCAAAUAUGACAUGAAAAUGAGUAACGGAUAGCGAUGCUAAUACUUGCUUUCUAAUAGACAUUAUGUUUCUAUACCAGAAAGCAUAACUAUUUAUAUUAUUGCCGGCAAAAUAUAUUUAAGUAAAUCAAGUCAAACAAAUUAA
Messenger RNA from Malaya genurostris, 1630 nucleotides. RefSeq names its product DNA-directed RNA polymerase III subunit RPC5 (gene Polr3E). Gene Ontology annotation, biological process: DNA-templated transcription. Gene Ontology annotation, cellular component: RNA polymerase III complex; nucleus. The record is from RefSeq and is a predicted model, not a curated record. The transcript is spliced from 4 exons. The coding region runs from base 152 to 1519 and encodes 455 amino acids. NCBI's taxonomy places the organism in Eukaryota, Metazoa, Arthropoda, Insecta, Diptera, Culicidae.